Molecule: messenger RNA, 975 nt
Organism: Candidozyma pseudohaemuli
Lineage: Eukaryota; Fungi; Ascomycota; Pichiomycetes; Serinales; Metschnikowiaceae
Exons: 1
Coding region: 1-975 (324 amino acids)
Source: RefSeq, a predicted model, not a curated record
AUGUCUAUGCUUUCUCGUAUCCACCAAAGCUUCCAUAGCACCCGAUACCCUCGUUUCUGUCCCCUCCCGCAAAGACCAAUAGGAGAGGAAAUAUCAAUUUCUGAAUACAAGUUCGAGAGUGAGCCAUUGAUGCAAGAAUCUCCCAUGGACGUCCAGGAUCUUCUCGAUGUCAAGGGAAUUGAAGAUCUUAAAUUGAAGGCACUAGUGGAAGAGCACCAUCUCCGAACUCGUAUCAAGAAACGGUUCAAGCGGGUGGCUGCUUACCUCUUUAAGAAAGAGACGCCCAUGCUUCUUUCCAAAAAGGUGCUUUGUGAAGAAGGAGUACCGUCUUUUUACAAAGCAGCCAAGAAGGAAAAUCGCAAGCCAAAAGUCUUUCGUCGUUAUGUGGACCCUCUAGAAUACGAGUUGCCGAAGUACAAGUGUCUCAAGCAACAGAUGGAAAGUCGACUUCCGUACGAUUAUCCUGAUGCUUUUGAGAAUUAUUCAGAUGGUUCUAGUAUCGAGUUUGAGGAUGACGGUGAGUCUUUUGGCUCCUUUGUGGGGUCCCAAAACCAGGAGAACCAGGACGAAGGAUGUGAGGCUGGUGAAGUUUUGAAUAUAUCUUCAUUAGGUUAUCAAAGCCUUGGACAAAAACAUAAUGAUUUUUCACUGAUGCCCGAUUUUUCCCUUGAAAAUAAGACAAUUGGCUUCUGCAAAACUAAGACCUUGCCUAGUGAAGUAGGCAAUUUGAGGACCUACUAUUCCACCAAUGCAUCACUUCCAGGAAGCCAAAACAUGGAGUACCACCCCUUCAAGACCACCGGAGGCACACUAGGACUGAGAAUCCAGAACGCACUCGAAAAGCUUCAACAAAGUACCCAGGAGAAUAUCGUUGCUUCUGAAAGUGGUGAUCUUGGUAAGACAAGAGACGAGAGGAUCGUGUUUCAUCUGUCACGGCAGCUAGGGCUCCGGAGGUGCAAGACUAGUGGUAAUUAG